AUGCACUCAAGCACUUUAUGGACGUGUUCACAUUGCGGGAAGGUGUUGAUGCGGAAGAAUAUUUAUUCCCAUCUUCGCGUAGUGCACUACUACACCACCGAACAAAUUGAUGAAAUAAAGGCUAGCGUAAGACGCGAAGCACCUGUUAAAAAGGAAUUCGUAUCUUGCCCACUUUGUGAGGAGCGCUUUGACAAUCACGAGCGUUUUGCGAUGCACUGUCAGGAGGAACAUGCUGAAGACGGAAGCAGGUGUGAAGAUCGCAAGGACCUACACAAGUACUCUCACGAGUACAUCAUAAGGCGGCUCAGGAAGGACUACCCCGCCAAAACUUCGAGAUUGCAUUUUGUUACCAAAGGGGACCUUUGGAGAAUUGCAAAUCGUUUCGGUCUAAGACCUGGAUAUCGUCACAAGGAUGAUAUGCUGUCCUUGGAGCAACGGGCGAAAGAGAAGAAUCCAGACGAUGGCAUUCGUCUCUUCGAGAUGCCUGUAAACCCUACAGGAGAAGGAUUCCGACUGAUCAUCAUUACACCCCAACAAGUGGAAUGGCUGCAGAAAUUCUCUCAUAGAGGAAUUUCGGUUGAUGACACCCACAACGCCACGCGUUACAACCUCAAGUUGGCGACAGUGAUGGUGCUGAAUGAAAGAGAUGCCGGCGUUCCAGCAGGCAGAACGCCAACAUGGGCCUCGUUUUCUAUUCCAAAUGCGAUAAUGGACACAACGAUGGUAAGCGAAAGGUGGCAUUUGCGACUGAAAACCGAGUUUCUUCACAGAAACGCCAACACACGAGCGGACUGUCUAGUGGAUCUUCUGAUCACUGCCGUUGAGGACCUGUCGCGAUCGGACGAGAUCAAGGCACGCCGCCGACUCGUCGUUGCCUCCUAUCGCGUCCAGCAGACCGCAAUAUGCCAUCGCCAGGCCAAAAAAGAGUGCGAUCUUAAUCGCCUCAGAAUCAGGCCGCUGGGCUCUGAAAAAUGGGAGGUGUACUCUGUGAAAACCACUGAACUCUUACAAGUAGAGCGAAGUAAUGAUUGCGAAUGCAGUGAGCAGAACGUUCAUUGCACUCUAUGUAGCAUUUGCCCUUACGCUUGGUCCUGCUCAUGUACGGACAACAGAGCUGGAAUAAGUUGCCUACAUCGACACGCAGUAAUGCUGCACAGUAACCCACCAAACAGGCGGACAAUAGAGACAAGCGCACAACCAACACCAGAAGAAGCAGAAAUCUCUGAACCUGUUGAAGCAGCUGCACCACCACUUGAAACGGAAGUAAGUGCGGCACAACAACGAAGAGAGGAACGGAGCCAAUUGAGGAAUUUCAUACAUAUGAAAAUCUCCGUCAUCGAGACUAACGUAAAUGCGUUAGUCAAUACGGACACCGUAGAGGCCAGAGAACAACUCGAACAAAUCCACGACAUGAUCGACAAAGCUUCGCAAAUUGGAGCAACAUCACUGACAGGAAUAGCGGUCCGGCCAGAAUUAGCAAAACCGGGAGGGAAACCAAAGCAACCCAAAGUAGAGCUUUACACUGUGAGAAAUUUCAAUAUUUGA
Messenger RNA from Cooperia oncophora, 1545 nucleotides. Lineage: Eukaryota; Metazoa; Nematoda; Chromadorea; Rhabditida; Trichostrongylidae. The record is from the annotation of a GenBank genome assembly.